CUCCUCCCAUUGACUGGCCCCCAGCUUCCAUUCUCCUAAAAAAAAAAAGAAGGAGAGAAGAAACUCCAGUGUUAUCCCGAAUCCAUGUUGCAACUUUUCCUACCCCGAAAUGACAAGUACAUAACUUUGCUGCACAGAGGAGGAGAGACAAAAUGUCUCCCAAAGUCCCUGCCGGCCAAGGCAGAGAGGACUAUUCUGCCGUCCAAGUUGCAGUUCGAGUUCGUCCGCUGCUGCCCAAGGAGCUCCUGCACUGCCAUGAGAGCUGCAUCACCGUGGACCCUGAGCUGAACCGCGUCACCCUGGGUCAUGAUCGCCACUUUGUUUGUGACUUCCUGUUUGAAGAGACUUGCUGUCAGGAGGAGGUUUAUUCUGCCUCCGUCCAGCCGCUCAUAGAUGCAUUCUUUCAAGGUUUCAACGCCACAGUGUUUGCCUAUGGCCAGACAGGCUCAGGCAAGACUUACACCAUCGGAGAAGCUAAUAUUAGUUCCUUCAGAGAUGAGGAGCAGGGCAUCAUUCCCAGGGCUGUUGCUGAUGUUUUCAAGCUGCUCGAUGAAAACGACCUCACAGACUUCUCUGUACGAGUUUCCUAUUUGGAGGUCUACAAAGAAGAGUUCAAGGACUUACUGGAGGUCAAGACGGCCAGCAAGGACAUCCAUAUCCGGGAGGACAAAGGGAACAUUGUAUUGUGUGGCGUAAAAGAGAGUGAAGUAGAGGGUCUUGACGAGGUGUUGAGCUUGCUAGAGUCAGGAAACACAGCCAGACACACCGGAUCAACCCAGAUGAAUCCAAACUCCAGCAGGUCUCACACCAUUUUCACCUUGCAUAUGGAUCAGCGUCGUGGAAGCACUCGACUUUAUGCGACCGCUGGAAGCACUGGACCGCAAGUGUUAUCUUCCAAGUUCCACUUUGUAGACUUGGCUGGGUCAGAGCGGAUCUUAAGGACUGGUAACACUGGAGAGAGACUGAAAGAAAGCAUCCAAAUCAACAGCGGCCUUCUGGCUCUGGGUAACGUCAUAGGGGCCCUCGGUGACCCAAAGAGGAAAGGCUCUCAUAUACCAUAUAGAGACUCUAAAAUCACAAGGAUACUAAAAGACUCUCUUGGAGGAAAUUCGAAAACACUGAUGAUUGCCUGCAUCAGUCCAUCAUCCUCAGACUUCGACGAGAGUCUGAACACACUGAACUAUGCAACGAGGGCCAGAAACAUUCAAAACCGAGCUACGGUCAACUGCAAGCGCGAACCGGAUCGUGUGGAAGGACUGGAGCAGCAGAUCAAAGCCCUUCGAAGGGCUCUGGAAAACCGUCAGCGCUCCGAGACACGAAUCAUUGCUCACGCCGAUCCAAACAGGAGACCUAGAGUCGGAGAAGCAGAGAUCAGCAGGCUGCAAGCACAAAGCGCUCACUACAGGACUUGUACAGACACCGCUUACAGGUUGCUGGGGGAGCUUCAGAGCGAGGGGACUUUAACCGCAGAGCAGAGUCUGAGGGUGAAGGAGUGGCUUUGCUCGGUGGAGGAGGAGCGGAGCGGACUCACAACCGCCUCCGGACCAGACAGCGGCAUCGAGAACAGCUCCACUGAGGACAGCGUCGCGUUGAGAAGAGCCAGGCCUUCUAUCAGGAAUCAGGACACAGAAGCUGUGGAGGAGAGCUGGGACGAUGAUCAGGACCAUGAGAAAGAAGAGAGUGUUGUUCAUCUUCAGUCGGAAAUCCAACGGCUGGAGAAGGAAAACACUGAUUUCUUAGCAGCACUGGAGGACGCUAUGGAGCAAUACAAGCAGCAGAGUGACAAGCUGCAGGAGCAGCAGGACCUGAUAACAGAGCUGCAGUACCAGCUGUCCACUCUGGGGCUGAUGGGUAUGGGGCUCAACUUGAGAUUUAGACCACACACCGCCCCCAUGGGCUCCAUGCAGCAUGGGCAGAAUGGAAACGCAUAUAGACAGGUGAGCUUGAUGGGUCAUAUUGGACAAGUUCCUGAUCAGGAUGGAAAACUUUAUGAGGACCAAGAGAUCCCAGGAGGAACAGAGGCCUGCAACAGGGAAAAAGAGGCCAAUCAUCCAAAUGUCAGCCAGGAGAAAUGCAGGCCAGUGAACCUGACCUGGACCAAGCGGGACUUGCUUUCAGGUGGACUGAAGGCUCCCUCUUCUCAGGCUGAACCCGAUCAGCACCCAUGUUUAGCCAGAAAAGCAUCUAAUUCCAGCAGCGGGGAAAGUCUCAGAAGCUUUGAGGGAAUAUCAGAGUGCGGACUUCUUCAGGCACAGCAGAAGAUCAGGGAGCUGUCUGUCACCAUCCGCAUGAAGGAAGAACUCAUCAAGGAACUGGUCAAAACAGGGAAGGAUGCUCAGGCCCUGAAUAAGCAGUACAGCCAUAAGAUCUCGGCUCUGGAAAGUGAAGCUGUGCAGGCGCGUCAGGAGCUGCAGGAGGCUCAACGUCAGCUGCAGGAUCUGGAGAAACAAGAGAGAGAAAUAAGCACAACAGACAAGAGCAGAGCGCAGGAAUGUCGCAGGAAGAUAGCUGCUGCUCAGAGCAGAGUUCAGGUGCUCAGUCAGCGGCAGAGGGAUACGGCACGCCUGGCCAACCUUCCUGUCCAGAGUGAGCGCCGUGUGUCGGAGCUGGAGAGAAGCGUCCAGUCCAUGAAGCAGCAGCAGGAGCAGCUGCAGAGGCGUCUGCGUGAGGAGAGCCAGCAGAAACGCCGCCUGGAGACUGAAAUGCAGCGAAGGACUCACAGAGUCAAGGAACUUGAGAUAAAGAAUGAGCAGCAGCAGAAGAUCCUGAGAAUAAAGACGGAGGAGAUUGCAGCCUUCCAGAGACAGAGACGCAGUGGAAGUAAUGGAUCUGUGAUUUCAUUAGAAGAGCAACAGAAGAUUGAGGAACAAAAGCGCUGGCUGGAUGAGGAAAUGGAGCGUGUUCUAGAUCAGAGGAGAGCGCUGGAGGAUCUGGAAGGAGAACUGACGAAACGAGAGGAAAUCCUGGCCAAGAAAGAAGCUUUGCUGCAGGAACGCAGCGGCCUGGAGACCAAGAGGCUCCGCUCCAGUCAGGCCUUGAGUAAGGAUUUGGUGACACUUACUGGGCGCAUCGAGACACUGGAGCAAGAGCUAAGUGAGAGGAAUGGCCUCCUUCGCAGCAGCAGCGCUCAGGACUCCCAACAUAUACGACAAGAGAUCUCGAACCUGCGGCACGAGAAAGACUCGCUGCUCAAGCAGCGUGUUGAGCUGGAUGAUAAACUGCGGAAGGGAAACCUGCUCUCACCCGAGGAGGAGCGGAUUCUUUUCCAGCUGGACGAGGCGAUUGAAGCUUUGGACGCUGCUAUUGAAUACAAGAAUGAGGCCAUCACUCAGAGGCAGAGGCAGCUCAGGGCUUCUGCCAGCAUGCUCUCCCAGUGGGAAAUGAACCUCAUGGCCAAGCUCAGCUAUCUGUCCGCCUCUGAGACCAGAGCUCUGCUGUGCAAAUACUUUGACAAGGUGGUGUCUCUGCGUGAGGAGGAGCGAAAGCUGCAACUGGCGCUGGCCGAGCUGGAGAUGCAGCUGGACGAGCAGCAGCGGCUGGUGCAGUGGCUGGAAAACGCCCUCGACCGCGCACAGCUCGACACAGACCGGCGGCUCACGCAGCAGCAGAAGGAACACGAGAGGAGCAUGCAGCUGCUGCUGCAGCAGUGUCGAGAACAAAUGGACGAAGGCCUAGCAGGACGGCGGCGGCAGUACGAAGGACAGAUCCAUAAUCUUACCAAGGAACUCAACCACUACAGGACAGCAAAUCUGGAGCUUAGCAACAAACUGCGAGAUGUCUUUGGUUCAGUCAGUCAGCCUAAAGAGCUUCCCAAAGUCUUAGCCUCUGAUGCCAAACCUACAAACCUGGGCAGCCGAAGCCCUGAGGACGGUGCUGGAGGCAGAGGGACAGGACAUCCUGACAAACCCAGCAGGUCCAGGGAGGAAAUGAGAGAACUGGUGAACACCCCUCUUCCGUCCACGUGGAGGCGCUCUUCUCUCCCAUCAGAGGAGCCUGCUGUCAUGGAGGAACUGUGGGUUCAAGCAGCCGGAGACUCUCCUGUUAACCGUGUAGUUCAGACGGGGAUGGGGUCCUGGGGGCCGCAGACCUCCCUGCCUGCUGUUAAAUCCCGCAGAGAGUCUCGUCGCUCCAGCCUCAACUACGCACAACAGCCAUCAAACAACGUUUUGAUUGACGUACGGAAGAAUCCUGUAUGAGUGGAACUGAAUCCACAGUGAAACUUUCCCUUUUGGUGGCUGAAUUAUGUUAAAUUUGCUAUUUUGUGUUUUUUUUUUAUUUUUUUUUUUAUCCAGUUUCAUAUUAUGUUUUCAAAGGAAAUUCCACAGAUUUUUCUGCAAAGCACUUUUUCUUAAAAUAAAAUUGUUCUCAUGCUGA
Messenger RNA from Xiphophorus hellerii (green swordtail), 4374 nucleotides. It is a transcript of the gene kif7, whose product is annotated as kinesin family member 7. The record is from RefSeq and is a predicted model, not a curated record. Gene Ontology annotation, cellular component: microtubule associated complex. The transcript is spliced from 20 exons. The coding region runs from base 153 to 4196 and encodes 1347 amino acids. Lineage: Eukaryota; Metazoa; Chordata; Actinopteri; Cyprinodontiformes; Poeciliidae. Gene Ontology annotation, molecular function: microtubule motor activity; ATP binding; microtubule binding. Gene Ontology annotation, biological process: mitotic spindle organization; microtubule-based movement; spindle elongation.